Messenger RNA from Heterostelium album PN500, 2736 nucleotides. RefSeq lists its product as uncharacterized. The coding region runs from base 1 to 2736 and encodes 911 amino acids. The record is from RefSeq and is a predicted model, not a curated record. The transcript has 2 exons. Lineage: Eukaryota; Evosea; Eumycetozoa; Acytosteliales; Acytosteliaceae.
AUGAAAGAAUACUCAUUAAAACAUAGUGGUUUAAAGAAAGAUUUGCUUAUCGAUGCGAUCAUUAAUCAUCAAGAACAUCUUGCAGAUUUGAAUUCAAAGUUAGUGACAGACAAUACAAUUGAUAAAUAUCAUCGUGGAACUGUUGAAUAUCGAUUGCCAACAUUGAUAAUCUAUCGAAUCAUUCGUGAUCUCUGGCACGAUGAUAUCAACUUUAACUUGAAGACUAAAGAUCUUUGUAGAAAAUACCGAAGGUUAUUAUCUAUUGCUCUCGUAUCGAAAGAGUUAUUCAAGUUGAUAUCAUCAUUAUUCACUCGAUUUCAACUUAUUACUGGAUUAGAUUCAAUAUAUGAUAGUAAUUAUCUGACAGAUAUUCUUGCAGUGAAGAUCAAGAACCAUUAUUUACAUCCACUUUCAAUAGUCAAGAAUAUCAGACAUUUCACACUUUCAAUGGAAAUAUUCAAGGAAAUCAACAACUUGUCGACAUCCUUCGAAUUGGGAGUUAUUUUUAAAGAUAUCAGGAAAUUAUCAUUAAUCUGUGUGCGUAUCAAAGAUGUUCAAGUUCAGCAAAUUAAAUCGAUGAUUAAAUACAUGUCAAGUCUAGAAUCAUUAAGAAUGUGUGGCGCAGUCAUUGACAGCAUCAAGAUAUUUCAAUUGUUACGACAAAUACCACAACUAACAUCUCUCGAUUUCUUAAAUACUAAAAUUCAAAAGAUUAACUUCUCUUCUGAACUUAUAUCGAGUUCAUUGAAAAAGUUGAAACUUCCAGAGAUCUAUGGGGGCUAUUUCCUCAGCAUCCUACCAAGCCAUAGCCAAGUUACCACUUUCGGUUUUGGAUAUAUUACAUUAGAGCAAAUAACUAUGAUCGGUAGUCACUUUAAGAAUAUCACUAAACUAGUAUUGUGGAGAAUCUACAGGACAUCAGAAUCAAAGUUGGAGGAGCUGUUGUGUUCACCAGAGUGCAAAGUACACACUCUAUAUGUUGGUUAUCGAUAUAGUAAGUGGUUAGAAAAUGUCUUACCAAAGAAUCAAUCUAUUGAAACAAUAGAUGUUGGCGAAAAUCUGUUGAAUACAUUCUCUUUGGCAUGGCAAUCAUCAUCGAUAAAUCGUUUCAUAUUUCAUGAGAACUUUGAAGUAUCGGAAAUAAUUAUGAAUAGUUAUCGACCUACAGGCUAUAUUCACAUCAAAUCGAAAUUUAGAUUCAACCCUGGUAAAUUCCUUCAAACCUCAAUAGGACCGAUUGCACACUACGCCAAGAAGAUCUACAAUGUCUUAGAGAUUAUCGAAGACAACUUUAAAACAAUUGAAUCAACCUAUCCCAAUUUUAAGUUUUUAUAUUAUAAAUCUACUUUAAAUGAACUUGAUAAAAUGAACAGAAAUGAAUUGGAAGAAAUAAUGGUUAAAUACUCAUUAAAACAAAGUGGUUUAAAGAACGAUACGCUUAUCGAUGCGAUCAUUAAACAUCAAGAACAUCUUAUCGAUUUGAAAUCAAAGUUAGUAACAAAUAACUCAAUGGAGCAAUAUCAUCGUGGAACUGUUGAAUAUCGAUUGCCAACAUUGAUCAUCUAUCGAAUCAUUCGUGAUCUCUGGCAUAACGAUAUCAACUUAAAUUUGAUCACCAAAGAUCUUCAUUCAAAGUACAGAUGGUUGUUCUCUAUUGCUCUCGUAUCGAAAGAGUUCUUCAAGUUGAUAUCGUCAAUGUUCACUCGAUUUCUACAUAUAGGUGCUAAUUAUAGCUAUAUAUAUGAUGGAGUGCCAGUUGUAACUGCAGUGAGGAUCAAAAAUCAUUUUUUAAAUCCACAUUCAAUCAUCAAGAAUAUCAGUCAUUUAACACUUUCAAUGGAGAUCUUCGUGGGAAUAACUAGCGAAUCAACAAGUACAUCUGUUGAAUUGGGAGUAAUCUUCAACAAUGUCAGGAAACUAAAGUUAAUCGACGAGUUUAUCAAAGAUAUUCAAGUUGAUCAAAUUCAAUCGAUGAUUCAAUACAUGCCAAAUCUAUGUUCAUUUAAACUCUGUCAUGCUGUCAUUAACAACAUCGAGAUAUUCCAGAUGCUUAAACUAAUACCACUACUAACAACACUCGAUUUAGAAAUGACUAAGAUUAAAAAUAUCAACUUCACUUCUAAAUUGAUAUCGAGUUCCUUGAGAAAAUUGAAACUCCCAGAGAUCUCUGGUAAGGACAAAUACCUUAGCAUUCUACCAAACGAGAGUAAAGUUACAACAUUUGGUUUGGUGUUUGUUGAUACAAAAGAAAUUAAGAUGCUCAGUAAUCACUUUAAGAAUAUCACUAAGCUCAUAUUUUGGAGAAUCUACAACUCUGCAGAAUCAGAGUUGGAGGAACUGCUGUGUUCACCAGAGUGCAAAGUACGCACUCUCUACUUUGAUUAUCGUUUUCAAAAGUGGUUAGAACGUGUGUUAUCCAAGAAUCAAUCGAUUGAAAUAAUAGAUAUCGGUGAAGAUCUUUCGCUAACAUUCUGGGUGGCAUCGAAAUCAUCAUCGAUAAAUCGUUUGAUCUUUCACGAAAACCACCAACAAUCUGACAUAUACUCGAAGGAACUUCAACCUACAGGCUACAUACAUAUCAAAUCGAAAUAUAGAUACAACCCAUGUACUUCCGUUCUAAACAUAGUUGGAGGCAUUGCAAACUACGCCAAGAAGAUCUACAAUGUUUCAGAGAAUACCGACGACAAUCAAGCAAUCGAAGCAACCUAUCCCAAUCAUAAGUUUUUAUAUAACUAA